AUGGCCGCAGCAGUACAAGCAGUUCUCUCAUCGCUUCAGACCAGUAACCCAAGCAUUCAGCUUCAUACUGCCGACUCUCCUGAGUAUGACGCUUUACGAAAGUCGUUCAUCUUAACCCCUGCACGUCCCACGGCAAUCGCACGACCUAAGAAUGCGGACGAAGUUGCUGCCCUGGUUAGAGCAUGUAAGGAGAAUCAAGCUGAUUUCACUAUCCGGACCGGCGGUCAUAGUUGUGCUGGCGAAACACUGAUCGAUAACUCCCUUGUCAUUGACAUGCGCGAUAUUGCAUAUGUGGAGGUCAGUGAUGACAAGAAAUCUGCCAAGAUUGGAGGAGGUAUCCAGGUGGGCGGACUCUUGAAGACUCUGGGCGAGCAUGGCCUCGUCACCCCAUGGUUUGUGAACCACGAAUUCUCCGGCUUUGUUAUCGGUUACGUCGGAUGGAGUACUCUCGGAGGGUACGGGCCAUUUUUGAGCCUGUAUGGGUUCGGUGCGGAUCAGAUCCUCGGAGCCAAGCUGGUCAGAAACAACGGUGAAGUCUUUGAGGCAGAAGAUGACUUGCUCAAGGGGAUCCGAGGAGCCGGUCCAGUGUUUGGACCGAUUGUUGAAUUGACCAUCAAGGUUUAUCCGCUCAAAGAGAUGCUUUCUGGAACCAUCAUCUUUGAGUCCAGCGACAUGAAUUCGACCUGGUCAACUUUGAGUGAAAAGGUCCAAAAUCUUGCCCUGCCAAGUCCUGGGCAACUCCAGUUUCUCGCCAUGGAGUUCCCCGGUGUUGGUAAAGUAACCGGCAUGCUUUUUACUUGGGUCUCGGAUGAUCAUGACGAGGGUCGUAAGUGGUUUGACAAGAUUGCCAGCCUUGCACCCAACAUCAUGAAAAUGGUAGAAUCCAAAACGGCUUUGAAAAUGGCCGAGGAUAACAACCAGCUGGUCACAUACGGCGUUUAUGGCCGAUCGUACACGAUCAGCCUUAAGAAGUGGACGCCGGAAGUCGCGGCGGUCCUGGGUAAGCAUAACGCCACUGUGCCGUAUACAAGCUGCAUGAUUUGCGUGCACAGUCUACGUGCGGACAGCGGGUACAAGGAGUCUGUUUUCGCGUCUCGGGAGGCUCAUCAUAUGGUUGAAAUUAUAGCCAUGACUACCGAUGCAGAGCAGACUGAAAGCGCGCUGGCAUGGGGCCAGCAAGUCCGUCAGGAACUACGCGAGACUGAUCAGGCAAAUAUCCUCAGCAGUUCAUAUAUAUCACUGGAAGGAUUUAAGGGUACUGAUUUGGAAAAGGUUUAUAAGGAACAUCUUCCAACCUUGGUCGAUCUGAAGCGGAAGUAUGAUGCCGAAAAUCUGUUCCGAAACGGAGUGCCAAGGAUCAUAUAA
Messenger RNA from Clonostachys solani, 1365 nucleotides. The record is from the annotation of a GenBank genome assembly. Lineage: Eukaryota; Fungi; Ascomycota; Sordariomycetes; Hypocreales; Bionectriaceae.